Olea europaea var. sylvestris is the source of this 564-nucleotide messenger RNA. RefSeq names its product leucine-rich repeat extensin-like protein 3. The coding region runs from base 1 to 564 and encodes 187 amino acids. NCBI's taxonomy places the organism in Eukaryota, Viridiplantae, Streptophyta, Magnoliopsida, Lamiales, Oleaceae. The transcript has 2 exons. The record is from RefSeq and is a predicted model, not a curated record.
AUGAUGUGCUACGUGGGGAAGGCAACGAAGAUCUUCAUCUUCCUUGUGGCAGUGGUGGUAGUGACUGGUCUUGUCUUGGGAUUUGGGUUAUUCAAGCAUGCACUUCAUCACAAGACCCACAAAUGUACAGACGAAUCUUGUCAACAAUCCACCACCCCAGUAAUCUUCCCUCCACCGCCGCCGCAGCCACAUGGUGAUAAUCCUAGCCCAAACGGUCCCAAUCCCAUAUCUCCACCACCUAGGGAUAGUCCUAGCGAAAAUGUUCCUAAUCCAUCUGUAUCUCCUCCUCCUCCUCUUUCACUGCCUCCACCACCGCCGCCAGCAGAGUCUUUGCCUCCGCCUCCGCCGCCGCCGCCAUCAGUGGUGCCGCCACCAGCAGUCAGUCCUCCUAGCCCAGUGUCCCCGGGUCCUGAUGUGACAUUUCACUUCAAAUGCUAUGAUUCAAAUCUCCGCCUUCGCAUAUUGAAAAAGAAUUUUGCACUUAACUCUGCCAUAAACCAGUUCAGCCUUGAACCGGUUUCGAUUUCAUUUAAACCCGUCCGAUUUGACCAUGUUAUUGAGUGA